Messenger RNA from Penicillium vulpinum, 1095 nucleotides. Its product is annotated as sialidase family protein. The coding region runs from base 1 to 1095 and encodes 364 amino acids. The record is from RefSeq and is a predicted model, not a curated record. The transcript has a single exon. NCBI's taxonomy places the organism in Eukaryota, Fungi, Ascomycota, Eurotiomycetes, Eurotiales, Aspergillaceae.
AUGCCUGGACACUUGGGCCAAAAGGUCCUCAAGACCUUAGGUCUGAAAAAUCAUUCCGAUCAACAAAACUCCUCGAGCGUUCAGCUUCCAGGCAGGCCAACCGUGAAUAAUGAUGAACGCGGAUUGUGUUCACCUCCCAACCGUGGCACAUACCCUCGUCUCUGCAGGCUCUCAGAUGGCACCAUCCUCUCGUCCUUUACGCAAUUCCCCGAUGGACAGCGCUCACUACGUGUAGCAAAAAGUACCGACAAUGGCCUUACAUUCCAGGACCUCUCUGAGGUAACCCGCGCUGCUGGCGACGUGGAUAACAUGUUUUUGUGUGAGGUGGCUCCAGGCACAAUACUGGCGGCUUUCCGCAAUCACGACAAGGGCCCAAAUGGCCCCACGCACUUCCGCAUCACUGUCUGUCGGUCUACGGAUGGAGGUCAGACCUGGAAAUUCGCUUCGCAGGCAGCUGAGAAGCGCCCUCCCUUGGGAAUUUGGGAACCCUUUAUGCGCGUCGGGCGCCAGGGUGAAGUGCAGCUUUAUUUCUCGCAGGAAUUUGCGCAUAACAACCAAUGUACCAUGCAAGUCACCUCGCGCGAUCAAGGAAGUACCUGGACUCAACCGACCUGUCUGCAUGGUGACCAAGAUCCACUUCGCGAUGGAAUGUGCGGUAUUGCACGAACUAUCGACAAGGGUCGCGAGACUCUUGUUAUGGUAUUCGAGACCACUCGGUGGGGACCUUUCAGUGUCGAAGCACUUCUAUCCUAUGAUGAUGGUGCGACCUGGGGUUGGCGACAUCAAGUUUUCUGCCCACGAAAGGGUCAUAAUGCGGGGUCUCCCCAAGUUGCCUCUUUCGCAGAUGGCUCUAUGGCCACAAUAUUCAUGACAGACGAUGACUCCGAGCACGUGAGUUGGGUGAAGAAUGCCUCUAUCAAGGUUGUAUUCGCUGGCCCACCAGUUGACGGGCGUGUUGAAUGGAGCCCACCAACCCUUGUCUCUCCAGCCUCUAGUUUCUGGCCUGGAAUAAUGGCAUUGGAUCACCACAACGUACUGGCCACUUAUGACCGGGGUGGACCUCUUGCGAAGACCAUCACAUGGAACCCUGUAUAA